Molecule: messenger RNA, 3153 nt
Organism: Naegleria lovaniensis
Lineage: Eukaryota; Heterolobosea; Eutetramitea; Acrasida; Naegleriidae
Exons: 2
Coding region: 1-3153 (1050 amino acids)
Biological process (GO): DNA damage response; protein ubiquitination; ubiquitin-dependent protein catabolic process
Cellular component (GO): nucleus; cytoplasm
Molecular function (GO): ubiquitin activating enzyme activity
Source: RefSeq, a predicted model, not a curated record
AUGAUCAAUCAUCAUCAACAAGUUAUUAAUACGGAUGAAUGGAAACCUUUUGCUUCAUCGUUGAUUCAAUUUUUUGGUUCCGAUGGAGUGGAUCGUAUGAAACAACAAACCAUUUUGAUUCAUCAUUUAUUACAGCACAGUUGUGGAGAUGUCUUGAUUGGAUUGGAAAUUGCCAAGAAUAUUGUGUUGAGUUUUGGAGGAUCGGAUCAUGAUAUAACCUUGUUGGUAGAAAUUGCAAAUACAAAUUUCUUUCGGAAUUAUGGAAAAGGCUUACAAGAAAUAUUUCAAGCCUUUUCGUUUUUAUUGGAGGAUGAUGAUGAAAUCUUGUUCACAUUCCAAGAAGACAAUUAUGACAAGUCGCAGAAUCGUCAUCUGCAAGAAAUUCAACACAUUUACGAAAGGUUUUUUGCAUCAAAGGGUGGAAACGUACGAGUGAUUGUCGAGUUUUGUGAUCAAAUUGAAAAAUCGAGAUUGCAAAAUGAUUCAUUCCUUUCACAAUUUACCAUCAUUUCUGUCAACAAUUAUAACAUGCUUGAUCUGAUUGCUGUAAAUGAAAAAUGUAGAUCGCACAAUAUCAAAAUGAUUGCUGCAGAGACGCGAGGACUUGUUGGCUCCGUUUUUUCUGAUUUUGGAAAUUCCUUUGUGGUCAAGGAUUUACCUCAUCCAAAUUCUGUUCUCUAUGAUUAUUUCUAUGUGACCGAUAUUUCGCCAACAAACCCUGCCACUAUCACUCUGAGAGGAGGUUCCUUGCAAGGUCAAACAACUAAUUUAAAAGGAGGAGACGUUAUUAAUUUGCAAAGAAUCGAAAGUAUACCUGAAAUUGAAGGCUCUUACUUUACAUGCCUUGAUGUUAAUUAUUUGUAUGACAAUAAUUUGUGUGUGACCAUAGAUCUUGAUGCCACUAUGUUACCCCCUUUUGAUCCUGUUAGCGCUGGAUAUGUCAUUCGAGUUUGCAAAGAAACAAUUACUCAACACAAACCCUUGAAGGAGAUACUGGCAAACGCUUCUCUCGAAAGUUCUUUGUUGCACGUUGAAAAUCAGAAAUUACUUCAUGCAUCCAUUGAGUCUAUUGGAAAGUUCUACAAGCAAUUCCAUAGAUUUCCACAUUCACAUGACGAUUUCAAAGAACUAAUGUCGUUAGUGAAUCAAAGCAAUGGAGACUCUCAAUCCAUUUCCAAAACAGAUGAAGACAUUGUCACGAUCCUUGCAGCAACCUAUUCUUCCCAACUCGCAAUCAUUUCUGCUUUGAUUGGAGGAGUUGCAUCAAUGGAAAUUCAAAAAGCUGCCAGUUCCUACUAUGGACCCAUUCCCAAUCAACUCUUUUAUUUUGAUGCCUUCGAUUGUUUGCACAAGGAUCAAAAAGUGAAACUCGUUAACAACUAUUAUGACACCACAGAUCAUAUGGUGCAUGCUAGCAUGUACGAUGCGCAAGAAUUAAUUUUUGGAAAACACGUACAUGAGAAAAUUGAAAACUCAAAACACCUCUUAUACGAUAUGGGAUCCAUGGGUUGUGAGUUUUUGAAAAAUUAUACCAUGAUGGGUGUGGGAAAUGGUAUUCAAGGAUCCUUCUUAGUAAGUGAUGACAAGCAGGUGACUUUGAAACAUCUAGAAACCCAUGCCCUAUUCAGAAAAAAACAUAUUGGGCAAACAAAAUCUGAAGCGUCAACACAAGUUAUUCAAAAAUUGAAACACUCCAUAACCAAUUCUUCAACAAGAAGCUUUAUAACUUCCAUGAAAGAGUCGUCUAUUGACGAAAGUUCUGAAUUUUUAGUGGAUCUCAUCACUGAUAGUUUUAACGGAAAUAGCAGAGUUGAUUUUAAGGAAAUUUGCAAUCGAGACAAAAUCUCUCUCAUCAAAACGAUCUGUAAUAAUGGAGUCCUGUACGAUCUCCAAGUAGUGGUUCCAUAUGUCACAAGCUUGUACGAAAAUCUCGUGGGUGAUAAGCCAUAUUACAAAACCGGCUUACCAACUUUGCCCAUUCAAUGUAUGGAUUGGGCCAAGACUGUUGUUGAUCAAACGUUUGGCUAUUACGUCGAUCAAGCACUGAAUUAUGUACAGGAUCCAAAUGCAUUCUCUACUACCUCAGCGUUAGAACACGUGUAUAACGUGUUACUUCGAGACAGAUCAACUAAGUUCUUAGAUUGUGUGAAAUGGGCACGACUUCAAUUCGAAAUAUUGUUCAAAACUAGCAUUCAGUCCAUUAUGGAAAGAUAUGGAUAUGACAUGAUAUCGAACGGAACAAGGUUCUGGAGUGUAACAAAACGAUUUCCUAGAGUGUUGAAUUUUGAUAUAUACAAUGCCAAUCAUGUAGAGGUAGUAUCACUACUUUCCAAAUUUCAAGCACAAAGAUAUGGCAUCAACAUUCCCGAAGAAUUUGAUCUACUAACAUGUCUAAAAGAGAUAUCUGGAGACUCGAGUACUAUUGCUCGAAACGACUUGAUGGAUGACGAUACGGAUUACGCUCAAUUGUUGCAACAGUCAACCAUACCACACGAUAUGGAAUUACAUCCCUUUCACAACUAUGAAGAUGAAGACUACUUAAAGCUAAUUUACUUGACCACCAUUUUACGCUGUGAAAAUUUUAGAAUUAUUGAGCCCUCCAUGCUCAUUACAUGGCAUACGACACUAGAAUCGACACCAAUAGUUUUGAGUUUAUCAUCCAUAAUUUCUGCAUUGGGAUGUCUUGAAUUCUAUAAGAUCAUUCAAGGAUUUCAAGAUUCUUACAACAAUGCGAGCGUUCAUGUCGCUAAUUCUCAGAAAAUGUUCACACAAACAGCUCCAAAAAAGCCAACCAUCCUUACCUCCUUUCCGACUCGUACCUUUUGGGAUACCAUAGACAUUGAUGAAAACAAUGAAAUUACUCUGAAAGAUCUUUUGGAUAUCAUGAAAGAUCGAUACAAUUUGGAAAUUUCCAUGUGCUCAUCAGGACGAAGCAUGCUCUUUUCAUUCUUUUUGAAACCACAACGUCGUUCGAAUGAUCUUGCGAAAACCAUUUCACAAUUGGUUUUUGAGAAAAGUAAGACACCAGUUUCUUCAAAAUACAUCUUGAUAGACAUGUGUUGCAAUGAUUUGAUUACUCAAGAAGAAUUUGAUGACGUCCCUUCUAUUCGAUAUCGAUGUUAUCAGGACCAACCAAGAAGAACUCACAAUUGA